AUGGGUUCCCAUAUGGAUUAUGUACAACCGCUCGACGUGUCUCAGUUGAGAUAUACCUACACCACCACUCCACGAAAUGUACCAGAUGCCAAAACCCUUGGAGGCACCCACGAGACAAUCUGUACAGACCACAUGAUUGUUGCGUCUUGGAGUGCCACGUGCGGCUGGUCCGUCCCAGAGUUGAAGCCCUACGGCCCAUUCAGCAUACUUCCAAGUGCAUCCUGCCUUCACUACGCGUACGAAUGUUUCGAAGGACUCAAAGCCUACCGUGGCCACGACGGCAAACUCCGAAUGUUCCGGACCGACCGCAAUUGUCGCCGACUUCUGAUGUCUGCCGAGCGGAUUUCUCUUCCUAAAUUCGACCCAGACGAAUUGGAAAAGCUUAUAUACGCGUUGCUCUCGGUGGAUGGUCCUAAAUGGCUCCCUAAGAGUCGCGCUGGAGACUUUUUAUACGUUCGCCCGACCAUUAUUGGCACAGAUUCCCAGCUUGGGGUUGCAAAACCAACGGAGGCUUUACUGUAUAUCAUUGUCGGCUAUAUGGCUCGCAUGGAUACACCGACUGGCGGAAAACGCCUACUGACGAGCCCGGACGAUAUGGUACGCUCAUGGGUAGGCGGAUUCGGAUAUGCUAAGGUUGGUGCGAACUAUGGACCUUCGGUACUGGCCACCCAGGAAGCCUAUCGCCAGGGUUAUCACCAGAUACUAUGGUUGUAUGGUCCCGAAGGUUAUUGCACCGAGGCAGGCGGAAGCAACUUCUUUGUUGUCUGGAAACGCAAAGAUGGCAAAAAGGAGCUUAUCACUGCACCGUUGGACGACCAGCUGAUCCUGGAUGGAGUAACUCGCCGAAGUUGCCUCGAUUUGGCGAGGGAGCGACUAAUGAAUGAGCUCGACGUCACGGAGCGGAAGUUCACCAUAAGUGAAAUCCAGGAGGCAGCGGCGGAGAGCCGACUAUUGGAGUCGUUCGCCGCUGGUACAGCUUGGUUCAUUACUCCAGUCUCUAUGAUUCAUCACCGCGGAAGAGACAUCAACGUUCCAACCGGUCCGAGUGGCACACCAGCAGAAAUCACGGGAAAACUGAAGGGAUGGCUGGGCGAUAUUAUGUAUGGGCGCGUGGAGCAUGAAUGGGCAAGAGAGGUGCCCGAGAAGGAGCUGAAGGAGUAG
This is a messenger RNA of Aspergillus udagawae, 1161 nucleotides long. Its product is annotated as branched-chain amino acid aminotransferase. Gene Ontology annotation, cellular component: mitochondrion. The coding region runs from base 1 to 1161 and encodes 386 amino acids. Gene Ontology annotation, molecular function: branched-chain-amino-acid:2-oxoglutarate transaminase activity. The transcript is spliced from 2 exons. NCBI's taxonomy places the organism in Eukaryota, Fungi, Ascomycota, Eurotiomycetes, Eurotiales, Aspergillaceae. Gene Ontology annotation, biological process: L-valine biosynthetic process; L-leucine biosynthetic process. The record is from RefSeq and is a predicted model, not a curated record.